Messenger RNA from Phalaenopsis equestris, 1412 nucleotides. RefSeq lists its product as uncharacterized. The coding region runs from base 268 to 1224 and encodes 318 amino acids. The transcript has 2 exons. NCBI's taxonomy places the organism in Eukaryota, Viridiplantae, Streptophyta, Magnoliopsida, Asparagales, Orchidaceae. The record is from RefSeq and is a predicted model, not a curated record.
CUGCUCUUCUACUCCCUUCUUUAUUGAAAUAUUUAAGAACUUAAGAAAAAAACAGAAACUUUUGAGUUAAAUGAUCACAUAUCAUAGCAGCUCAUAAAUGGCAGCUUCAAACGCAUACUUUUCCCUUACCUUCGUCCAACCCGAGUCUUCCAAUCUGAUUCGCCCUAACUGAGUCACCAAAGUCAGAAGUCUCCUACAGCUCAACGACACGAUCCCUAUAUAGCACAAUAACUCCAUCGAUUCGUGUUAUGCCGAAUAAAAGCUUCAAUGAAAGAAUCCUCCCGGCCAUCCCCCCUGCCUACACUCCCCUGUUUCUCUUCUCUCCGUCGAUCCCUCCCAUCCGCCACCGCUAUCCUCCUCCUCUUCUCGCUCGGCUAUAUCACCGGCCUACUCUCCUCCACAUCCUCCCCUCCUUCCGCAAAACCUCGACCUCUCCCCAUCCGAGAUUCCAAUUGCUCCUCAUCCCCACCCCACGACCUCUUCCUCUUCCGCACCGAGUGCGCAAAACGUGUCCCGCACGACCUCGUCCUCCCCACCCUCCUCCACCGCCUCUUCAACAACACCUCCCCUUACUCCCACUUCCCUUCCCCUGAAACCGCCGCCCUGCUCCUUCCCCCGGCAGCCCGCCCCCGCGGCUGGGGCUCCACGAACCCCGUGUUUUCCGACCUCAUCUCCUCCAUCCGCCCGCUCACCAUCAUCGAACUCGGCACCUUUCUCGGCGCCUCCGCCCUUCACAUGGCCUCCCUCACCCGCAAUCUUUCCCUCCCCAAUUCACUCAUCCUCUGCCUCGACGACUUCCGCGGCUGGCCGGCUUUCCGCUCCCGCUUCGCUCGCCACGUACCCGUCCCCCGCCAUGCCGACUCCCUUCUCCUCCACCAGUUCAUGCUCGGCGUCUCCGCCGCCGGCGAGGCCCACCGCAUCCUCCCCAUCCCAUUCUCCACCAGUUCGGCUCUUGCCGCUCUCUGUGAAUGGGGUAUUUACGGGGACCUAAUAGAGGUGGAUGCCGGCCAUGACUUUCACUCCGCGUGGUCCGAUAUCAACAUGGCGUAUGCGGUGCUGAGACCUGGCGGCGUUCUGUUUGGGCAUGAUUAUUACACCGCGGCGGACAAUCAUGGUGUCCGCCGCGCCGUUACGCUGUUUGCGAGGGUUAAGAAUCUUAAAGUCCGGCCGCACGGGGAACAUUGGGUGCUCUCGCCUAAGCCCACUUAUUCCCUUCCGGUUUAACUGGCAAAGACAGCACGACUAUACUGUUACCGCGGCGGCGGCAGGUAUGUAAUUACGAAAACAUUCUUACUGUAUAAAAAUAAAUCGAAAGUUUUCAAAGACAUAAAUGGCUGUGUGAUUGAUAUAUGGUGGCAUGACUAUAUUUGGACGGACGUGCAACAUGUAAUAUUUUCUCUUUUUUCUGAUUC